Molecule: messenger RNA, 1126 nt
Organism: Amoebophrya sp. A120
Lineage: Eukaryota; Dinophyceae; Syndiniales; Amoebophryaceae
Source: the annotation of a GenBank genome assembly
UGUAGAUAUGUCUACCUCCGAGUCUAGGCUCGUGGCCGGGUUUGGAGCGUCGACGUCUAACAGCGAUGGCGUUACUUCUCACGGACAGUCGAACUUGCCGCAGCAAGAGCAAGGAUUUCUGCAGAUGACGGGAAACAACAAGAACACUGGUUCUGCUGGUAUGAAGUGCCCCUGUGAUAUGAAAUAGAACUAGAAGUGCACUGCCACUGUCUCCCCUUCAUCUAGAACAUUCCUUUCAUGAUCACAUUGAAAAACAAAAGAAUUACUUUCGCUGCUGAGAUUUCUGUUUCCUGAGUGCUGUACAUGUACUUGUUUGCCGUAAGAAAUUUUCGAAACCGCUGGUAGGGGGGCAAUGAUGCGGCUCAUGAAAUCGUUUCCGACAGCACGACACAAAAGAAAAUUUCCAUUUUUCCCUUUCCUCAGGUGGUUCCAGCAUCGAUAGCCAUGUUAUCACUGCAAAUUUUGUGCUGGGCAAAUCAAAAUGACUUUGUGUUUAUGCGGGUGUUGCCACCCUGCCGGAAUCGCUGUAGAAGUUGAACCGCUGAUUAUGAAAUUACUCAGUUUUUUGGCAACUACUACAUCACGACCAUAGCCGUGGCAACAUGAGAAUAAUCCCGUAACAGGAACAGAAAAAUUGGUUUGCCUCAAUGGAGAUAACUUUUGGUUUCAUAGAGCACCAGCACUGCAAUGCGGUUGCUACGACGUUUCUACCCGCCGCGAUCUCGUCCUCUACUUGUGCCCCUCCAGCGAACGACCACGUACAUCACCCCAUUGCGUCGACUACCGUGAGCAACCAACCCAUCGUCCCAUAUUUUUCGCCGCAGUUUCAGAACCACCAGCUUGAUGGCGCGCCAGUUCUUGCUAACCAAAUGUUGACUCAUGGAGGUGGUGAAUCUUCUGGAACAAUGGUCUACAAUGCAGCCGCUGCUGUCGGAGCUCCUUUCGCGAACACCAUGAUGAACAAGAACAGGUCACACGAUAGCAUGGGCAGUUUGGUUUCUUCGAAGAAUGAUCAGCACUUCAUCUACCCGACGAAUAGCGCGAGCACGUCGACCUUCAUCGGUACAACUUGUAAUAACUACACAUUGUCAACAACAAAUAAUCUCUACAAUUUGGAGCACCCUCC